Molecule: messenger RNA, 1968 nt
Organism: Procambarus clarkii (red swamp crayfish)
Lineage: Eukaryota; Metazoa; Arthropoda; Malacostraca; Decapoda; Cambaridae
Source: RefSeq, a predicted model, not a curated record
GAUACACUGGUCUUGUGGCCUCUCUCGCCUCCCGUGCCCCCUACCACGCUCUUCCCCUCUCCCGGGACGCCCAUUGGCCGCAGUCACUUGCUGCCUUCCAAUCGGGACGUGUGAUUGGGUGGUGCAUACCGGUCGACGAUUGGUGGACCGCUAGGCAUGCACGCACUGACGUGGCCACUCAUCUUCGCCUGCUUUACUUGUGCUAGAUGUACAGCCCAAUCCCCCGCGUGGGAGGGAGGAUGGUCCAGGCCGCCCCCGGAGCCCCGCCACCUGCCGCCCAGCCUCGACGACACCACCCACCACCUCCUCAGCCUACUCCACAACGUCUACCCUCUCUACACCUCCGCGGAAAUGAUCCCUUCAGAGAGAGAAGAGAGCGUGAUUAAGAGCACAGGAGCACCCAAAAUGCUCUUCUACCCCUCUCAACUGGGCAUGAAAACUACAAGCGAGGGGACGGAGGAAGCCAGCCAGACACACAAGGAAGAGGAAGGCAAGAGGAGGAGGAAGAGAAGUGUGGAUAGCUCGGAAGAGGAGCGAGAGGGCGUGGACACCAGCCAGGCUGCCGGCCACCACGACCACCCUAGCCAGGACGACAUCACUCUCAACGACACCAGCGCCUGGUGGUGGCCCUUCGUUUCAGUUCGCCGGUCACCGUUUUCGCCUCAACUGGGCAAACUCACGAAUAUUAUUCCCGAAGACUUCGAUUACGAUGACGAAUCUGCUUCCCCGGAGUAUCUGGAAGACGACUUGGAGGACUACCUUCAGGGCGAGGUGGAGGCGAUGGUGUGGUCGCCGCAGGAGACCCAGAACGUAGAGGGACCCUCGACGCAGGACGCCAACACUUGGUUCUCGAACCAGAGACUCGACAAGAGGGCAGCAGCCUCACCAGACUUUACCUUCUCCCCAAGGCUUGGAAAGAAAGGCGACUUCGCCUUCUCACCUAGGUUGGGGAAAAAGUUAGAUUUUGCCUUUGUUCCUAGGCUUGGUAAAAAGGCUGACUUUCAAUUCAGCCCAAGGCUUGGUAAAAAGGCAGACUUCGCCUUUAGUCCAAGACUAGGUAAAAAGGCAGACUUCGCCUUUAGCCCAAGAUUAGGUAAAAAGGCAGACUUCGCCUUUAGCCCAAGACUAGGUAAAAAAGCAGAUUUCGCCUUUAGCCCAAGACUAGGCAAAAAGGCAGACUUCGCCUUUAGCCCAAGACUAGGCAAAAAGGCAGACUUCGCCUUUAGCCCAAGACUAGGCAAAAAGGCAGACUUCGCCUUUAGCCCAAGACUAGGCAAAAAGGAAGACUUCGCCUUUAGCCCAAGAUUAGGUAAAAAGGCAGACUUCGCCUUUAGCCCAAGACUAGGUAAAAAGGCAGACUUCGCCUUUAGCCCAAGACUAGGUAAAAAGGCAGACUUCGCUUUUAGCCCAAGACUAGGCAAAAAGGCAGACUUCGCCUUUAGCCCAAGACUAGGCAAAAAAUCAGACUUCCAAUUCAGCCCAAGACUUGGCAAAAAGGCAGACUUUCAAUUUAGUCCUAGACUUGGAAAGAAGGCAGACUUCGCCUUCAGCCCAAGACUGGGAAAGAGAGAUGGAGAGGAGACGAGUGAUGAUGCGAGGGGCUCCAUAACACCCAUGUACGUGCCUCGGCCGGGCCGCCCAUACUUCUCGCCCAGGCUAGGCUAGACCGGCUACUCUACUCCCACCACCACCACCCCUGUACCUUGUUAUACCUUUCUUACACCCAGAGUUACUCAUGAGACUGACCGAAGAGCCGAGUACCAUGAUGUGGUGCGAGGCUGCAACUGGAGAUCACUAGUGCUGUGUGGAGCUCGAGGCUGGCUUUGUGAUGAAGAACAACUGCUAAUACCAGUACAACAGUCAGCAUCUUCAUGCUGCAUGUCCGUGUCACGACUCCACCGUCUUCCACGGAACGCAGAGCAUCAAAACAUUAACAUGAUAAAUAAAUCAAUAAAUACUAUCUUUAUA